GAGAGGCCAUUGCGCAUGCGGGCGUGUCUCCCGGGACUCUAGAGCAGGGAGUCCCCGGCACCUUCGGUAGGUUUGGCGUGCGCGAGAUCCCGCAGAUCUGGGGCGAACUUGCACAUUAUAUCACCGGUGUAUCUCUCCUUGCUUGCUUACGUUGCCACCACUUAGGCCUCUAUUGCAGAAAUCGCCAUAGACUCUGAAGGGCCGCGGAAUCGGGAAGACCUUGCUGACUGAUUUACACACUCUCCGCAGACCUGCGUGCACAGUUGAACGGAGACGUGUAGGAGAUUUCAUUUUCCCCAGUUUUGCAGCUACUCUUCGGCCCUGUUAGCUUCUCGGGACGGGCUUCCCCAGCCUCGACCGGAAGGUCGGGCGAAAACUCAGAAAAGCAAUUACUCUUCCCUGGUGAGGCUUCUGGAGGAUCAUUAAUAGCGACAUGAUUCCACUUGCAGCCCUAUGGAGAUUGGUUCCACUCUCUUCCCCUUAACAGUUGUGGUCUUUUCACUUUCCUAUGCUGUUUAAGUGCCAGAAUGAGUGACCGCUAUCUAGAACAAAGGAUUAGUAUCAAGUUUUGCGUGAAAUUGAACAAGUCUGCAAGUGAGACCCACCACCUUUUGAAAGAAGCUUAUGGGAAUGAAGUCAUGUCAAGGGCCCGAGUUUUCGACUGGCACAAAAGAUUUAAAGAAGGGCGGGAAGACGUUCGAGAUGACGCCCGAAGUGGUCGUCCAGUCACCCACCGGACGGAUGAAAAUAUCCAGAAGGUCAAGGACUUGGUUUGUUCAAACAGGCGGUUGACUGUGAGGAUGAUGGCCGAAGAGUUAAAUUUAGAUAAAGAAACCGUUAGACUCAUUUUGAAAGAAAACUUGAAUAUGAGGAAAGUUUCUGCAAAAGUUGUAUCAGGUAUUUUGAAGGAUGAACCUAAACCUCGGAGAUUUGACUUUCAGUCUGAUCUUUCAAAGGAAACUAGGAAAAAUAGCUCGUGUGUAAGGAAAAAGAUAACAAGUUCUGAAACAUGGACUCAUCUCCAGUGUGAAGCUGGUGGGGAAAUACCUCUGCCUGUAUCCCAUCCCCAAAACCACUACCCUGCCAGCCAGCUUCUGCAGGCUUCAUCAUCAACAAGCCUUCCCUCCAGGGCAGCUCAGGAUUGGUUCACCCCGUGGUGAAAGGAAUGUGAGGUAGCUGAGCCUGAGUUAGAAAGCUGCCUCACAGGCACCUUCAUUUGCUGCUCAUCCAUUGUCAGUCUUCACCCGCUCCUUCCCACGUUACCACCCUCCUAGUUACCCUUGCUGGACUCCUGGGCCAUCUUCCAAUUUUGAGGAACUUUUUUUUGCCUGUUGACUUCUGGUACUUACUUGUUUCUUGAUUUCUUUUGCUUGUUAAAGUUUGGAUCUCCUUGCUGCCCAAACCUUAGCUUGUUGUGGCUGUCCUGUUCUUGUGUUCUCAACAUUCUGCCUCAGGGGAUCAUACCACUGAAAGGUGGGAACAGGACCUCCCGGAGUCCUUCUGUGCCCAUGAAGGCAUAUUCUGGGAGGACCCCAAAAGAAGGCCUACAGUUCCAGCCUGCUUCACAGGCAGGACCUGAGGUAUGGUACAGAAGGCAGUGGCAUGCUGACCUAGUGAGCAUUGCAAAGGGCGUAUCCAGCCCAAAUGACUCAGUGGGAACCCCUCAGUACACAGGGGUUGGCCACCUAUACUCACCUUCUCACAGACCUGUCUUUUACAGAGGAGCUGGAUUUGUUUCAUGAGUCCUGUGCUCUGGACCCCCACUCAUUUGGGUAUCCCCUCUGCUGGAAGAGGAGGAUUUGGUCCUACAAAAUAUAAGCCAGGGGACUCAAACCCAGGCCGCGAUGUGUGAGGAGGAAGACGAGGUGAUACUCUAGACCUUGAAUUGAGGGAGUCUGCUGCUUAUGUGCUGAUUCCCAUACAGCGGCCUGUUUUUAGUAACUAAUGCCAACCCUGUCAGGUGGUUUUUGAGCACCUGCAGUUUUUAGAACACUGCUGGGCAUUGACCGUGUGAAGGUAUAAAACAAGAUCACUAAGGGCUGGCUGGGUGGACAUCCAGAUGAGAUGAUUCCUGGCUGGAUCCAUAAAGAAAGGUGAGACAGGAGGCUAGGAAAUUAGAGAAAGCUUCCCAAGCAGGUGGAAUAGGAUGAGGCUUUGAACCUGCAUCGGUAUGAAAAUGAUGGCACUGUUGGCUGAAAUAGCAAAGUCGGGAGGAAGAUAAUGGUGUUUGUUGCAGAAGAUGAACAGUUUGGGAUAAUUUGCUUCCUCUUCUCUGCCCUAACUAUGCCAUUAGUUUAUAAAUUGCUUUCCCCGAAUCUGUGGAUAGGUUUAUAAUAACUCACUUAUUUGAUGAUCUAGUUUUCCCAUCAACCCCCCCCAAAAAAAAAGUUCUGCAAGUUUAGACUCCUUUAUCUCUUUCUGCCUCUCCGCCAGGAUUUAUGGAAUGGAACUUUUCCCAAGUGGAUUCCAAGUAAUACCACAUAGACUGGAAACAUCUCAGAAAUGCCUGAUGGAGGUGCAGUGGAGGAAUGGUUAGAAACAGCAUUUCACAGGAUUAGCCAAUGUCUGUGUUUUACCCAAGGAUUUUUACAUGUAACAGUCCCUAUUAUUUAACUAGUAAGUUAAUAAACCAUAUUGGUUGAUAGAAGCCCAACACUAUUCAACACAGUUAUGUUUAGUUCUGUUCUUUCACUGUCUCUAUCCCCUUCAAAAAUGACAAGUUCCCUACUAAUAGCUGUUAGUUUUGAAGUGCUCUGAAACCUAGACCUUAUCCCACGAAUAAAAGAUCUUGUGCAAAAGAACUCGUAAACCAAACAACAGCUUAUAGACUUCUACCUACUUUGACUUUUGUAGACAUUCCGUUUCAGGACCAUUACAUCUACAUCAGAUGAGGCCCUGGUUCCCCACAAGCACUUGUCUCCAGAGACACUGCACUUCUGGAACAAAGCCCCCAUAGCUGGCUAUUGCAACUUUGUGGCUGAACCUCAUAUUAAUUCUUGCUAUGCUCAGUGAUAAUUCGUGGAAAACUGUAUGCUCCUUGGCCAGGGCCAGGAUUCUACAACAGUAUCUCUAGGCCUUAUCUUCAACCUGAGAGAACUUAUUUCUGGACUUAUUCCUGUCCUGUGAACAGGGCUGGAGUGAGCCUUCCAAAGAUGCUGGACUAAGACCAUGCUGGAGCAUAGGGUACCAGAAGCAUUGUUGGCCCAGACAGGGUUUGGACACAGCAACCGGAAGCAGUAGCACCAAAAGGUGGCAAUGGAGACAGGCCAAACCGCUCAUUUGGUCCGUGAACAAUUAACUGGCUGGUGGACAUGGAGGCUGUGUGAUACUGGGUUGGUAGCAAGAGUGUGGGACAGAAGGGAAAAGGGCCUGCCACAGAGGAGAAGGCAAGGGACCAGAAUCCCUACAAAGAAAGCCAAAGUGAUAUGAGAAGUUGCAGUGAGCAGCAUGCUCCUGUUAUGUAAUCCUAGGUAAAUAAAAGAGCACGUAUGGAUCAAGUAUAUUCUGACAAUGGGAAAGAAUAUGGAAAUACUCUCCCAAGCAAAAUUAAUCUCAUUCUUGCAUUCUUUCAUACCAAGUGAGUAUUCUCAAGAUGGAUUUUAUUACAGCUGAUUCUCUGAAGAAUCCUUGAGCCUUCCAUGUAAUUUUGUUAGGAUCGGAGGGGCUUGUGAUGUGCCAAGCCUACCUCCUCCCAUACUGGAACACUCAAGCAACAUGGAUGUACAUGGGAAUAUUUGGUAUCCCACACUGAGAAUUCUGCAACAUAUCAUUAGUCAUCUUAAUAUUGUAACUUACAAAACUAAAGUUUGCAAAUGUUAUUUUGAUGGAAUCCGGAAUUGCUGUGCUUUUUGUUUAUGUCUGAAGAGUAAUCAUGUUACGGGAUUUUAAAGUGAGAAAUGGUGUAGAUAAUGCCUAUCCAUAGAUGAAAUGGUUGUUAUCUUGGGAAAAUAUGUCAUUUGUUGUUGCUUUAGCAAAAUGUUUAUCAUUAAAAUGCCAAAUAUACCUCUUUGGUAAAAUUUCAAA
Messenger RNA from Leptonychotes weddellii (Weddell seal), 4023 nucleotides. RefSeq names its product GVQW motif containing 3 (gene GVQW3). NCBI's taxonomy places the organism in Eukaryota, Metazoa, Chordata, Mammalia, Carnivora, Phocidae. The record is from RefSeq and is a predicted model, not a curated record.